Drechmeria coniospora is the source of this 1518-nucleotide messenger RNA. Its product is annotated as histone acetyltransferase ESA1. The record is from RefSeq and is a predicted model, not a curated record. Gene Ontology annotation, molecular function: histone acetyltransferase activity. Gene Ontology annotation, biological process: regulation of DNA-templated transcription. Lineage: Eukaryota; Fungi; Ascomycota; Sordariomycetes; Hypocreales; Ophiocordycipitaceae. The transcript is spliced from 2 exons. The coding region runs from base 1 to 1518 and encodes 505 amino acids.
AUGACGGCCAACACGCCGAGCGGCGAGCCUACCGUCGGCUCCGACGCGCCACGUUUAAAGGGCCCGGCCACCCCCGACACGUUGACGACCGGCAGCAUCGCAUGGGUUGAGAAAGACGGUCAACCCCGGCGAGCGGAGAUUCUCAGCAUCAAAGAAACGAAAAGCGGCAAACAAUUUUACUGCAACUUUGACAACUUCAACAAGCGACUCGAUGAAUGGGUCCCUGUUGCGCGGAUCGACUUCAGUCAGGACGUGGAAUGGCCGAAUCCGGACAAGGACAAGGCAAAAGACAGCAAGGCAAAUAAAAGGCUUCAGUCACAAUCCAGGAAAUCGCAAGUCUCCAAAAAGACGCAAAGGCGCCCGGGGAAACGUGAGCAGUCGGUCCAGUCGGAGACGACGACUCCUCAUCCGUGGUCAGGACGAUUAGAAUUUGUCGAAUCGCAGUCCCAGCAGAAAUCCUCUUCCGCCGGACCGGACAGUGAGCUUCAAGGCCGCACGAGCGUCGAGGCGAGCGCGACACCGGCCGGACCCGACGAGGGGGAUGCCGACGAGGAGGACGGAGAAGGCCGGAAGGGCCAGGCGGCAUUCAGUCGCGAGGACGAGAUCGAGAAGCUUCGAACGUCGGGCUCCAUGACGCAGAACCCCGCCGAAAUAUCGCGAAUCCGAAACAUAUCCAAAGUCCAGUUCGGAAAGCAUGACCUGUUCCCUUGGUACUUCUCGCCGUACCCAGAGGUGUUUAGCCAGGAGGAUGUCAUUUUCAUCUGCGAGUUCUGCUUGAGCUACUACGGCGACGAUAUAUCCUUCUCGCGUCAUCGAAAGAAGUGCUCUCUGCAACAUCCGCCCGGCAACGAGAUCUACAGGGACGAUUACGUGUCCUUUUUCGAGAUUGACGGUCGUCGACAACGGACGUGGUGCAGGAAUCUUUGCCUCCUGUCCAAGAUGUUUCUCGACCACAAGACGCUCUACUACGACGUCGAUCCGUUUCUGUUUUACGUCAUGACGACAAGGAGCGACAAGGGUUGCCAUGUCGUCGGCUACUUUUCCAAGGAAAAGGAGAGCGCAGACUCGUACAACGUGGCGUGCAUCCUCACCCUGCCGCAGUACCAGCGUAAGGGGUACGGCCGACUGCUGAUUCAGUUCUCGUACGAGCUGUCCAAGAUCGAGGGCAGGCUUGGGUCGCCGGAAAAGCCGCUGUCGGAUCUUGGCCUGCUCAGCUACCGGCAGUACUGGUCCGAAAACAUACUCGACUUUUUGCUGGGAUACAACGAGCGAGACGACAAGGUGACGAUUGAGGCUAUUUCGACGGCAUUGGCCAUGACGACACAAGACGUCGAGCAUACGCUUCAGGCGAUGCGGAUGCAAGUCUAUCACAAGAGCGACCACAAAAUUGUCAUUCCGAACAAGCUGAUUGAGCAAAGGGAGAAGCAGAAGCUGAAGCAGAAGCGAGUUCUGGACCCCAUGAGGAUACAAUGGAAGCCUCCCGUCUUUACCGCCUCGAGCCGGACUUGGGGAUGGUGA